This is a messenger RNA of Dufourea novaeangliae, 938 nucleotides long. RefSeq names its product lysM and putative peptidoglycan-binding domain-containing protein 3. The transcript is spliced from 3 exons. The record is from RefSeq and is a predicted model, not a curated record. Bases 183 to 926 code for a protein of 247 amino acids. Lineage: Eukaryota; Metazoa; Arthropoda; Insecta; Hymenoptera; Halictidae.
AUUAAGUAUGUAAUCUCUGAUACCUACAAUACAUAUGGUCAGCGAUACACAGUUGUGUCGGGUACUCGAUCGGGUUAAGAUCUACUUAGACAGCUAGUUCAUUUUAAAAUGGAAUAUGUGUAUGAUCAGCGAUAAAAAUUAACAAAGGAAGCUCCUGAACGUCGAGAAAGUACGAAAGACAAAUGGUGUAUCAACGCGGAAACCAGAGGGAAGGUUCCCCACAUUACGUGUUUUUAUACUCCGAUGAUGAUAACAGUGAAGAUGAUGAUAACAUCCCUCUACAACCACGAAACAAGACUGAAUCAGUGCCACGUAAGGUGGAAGUAAUCAAUGUUCCACUGAAGACAGAGGACACUUUGCAGGCUUUGGCACUGAGAUACAGAUGCACAAUAUCUGAGUUGAAGAGGAUCAAUAAGAUUCAUAAAGAGAACGAGAUACACGCAAGAAGGUUCAUAAAAGUACCCAUUCAACCAUUUUCACUGUUGACUGAAACUUUGGGGGAGAGUCAAAUUGAGCCAGCAGGUCGAAGUGAAGUAAGUAUAUCUGCUCCUGAUGAAGAGGCAACAAGUACAUCCACAAAAAAUGCAUUGUUGGAUGUAACAAAAAAUCCAAUUGUAACUGAACCGCCAAAAACAGAGAUUAAUGCAAUUAUAUUGAAUUCAGUAUGUGAACCUUUAUCAUUAUAUAAUAGUAGUAAUUCUUUAGAAAUUGCUAAUAUAGACUCUGACCCACUGCUUACUUCAAUAGAUUGUAAUUCCAGUAACACUCAUUUGACAGAUAUAUUUAAGUGUUCUGGCGAUGAUUGUGGACUAUCCUGGAGAGAGCUCCUCGGAUUUUCCUUAUUAUUAGGUUUUGCAGGGCCCAUUCUGUACAUACUUUAUAUAGUAGAAUUCUCUUCUAAGAAUCAUUCAACUGCUAAUCACUAGUAAUACGUUAAC